Somion occarium is the source of this 1906-nucleotide messenger RNA. NCBI's taxonomy places the organism in Eukaryota, Fungi, Basidiomycota, Agaricomycetes, Polyporales, Cerrenaceae. The record is from the annotation of a GenBank genome assembly.
AAUCACUAGAGCGCCGCGGGAUCAACUGGUACAACAUUCUGUGAUCUAAUGAUCGGCUAUUGUUUUUGCUUCGAUCUAGAUGUUCUAUCUUAUGGUAAGCCCUGGUAAGUCGUCGGACACCCCGAACUAAUACAAAUUCUAUUGCUCCGCGUGUUUGUUUCUCCACCUGAGCCUCGGGCCUGACUAGGGUCGAAUUGCCCAGAAUCGAAAGGGCACCGAACAAAAGGCAGUUGCAUAAUGAUCGGCGUCUUAGGACACCAACAACAAGAGUAAGAUACCGGUUUCAAACUUUGCCCCUUUUCCCGGGCUCCCACAUAGAUUUGGUUGUAUUGAUGAAGUCGAAGCUUCUAAGUUAACAAGGACGGGAUUACGCACAGUCCUGCUCAUCCUAUUCGUUCGCUUCUCCUCCCCUCCAGGGGAAUGGGAUGGAGCCAUCUCCCUCAUCUUCUUUCCCUCGCGAUCGCUACGUGUUAGCCGAUAUCGUAUUCAGCGAAUUUGCGCCAGCAAUUGCUCAACAAAGGCGCCGCUAACCGCUUGACAUUUCUGUUCUCAUAUAUACACUGCUGCCUGUGCAGCGUUGACCCCUGUCCGCUUUUCAUCCUUCGGCUGGAACCAUGGGGCAGUAUGAUACUACGCUAGGCACCUUCCUCGUUGGCAUCAUCUUCAACACCUAUCUCUAUGGGUUGGUGACGUUCCAGUUCGCGAAGUACUGGCGAACCAAGUUCGAUGAUCCCCUUGCGAUCAAGCUUAUGAUCUUCUUUCUGUUUGUUCUUGAUACUUUCCACAGCAUGGCGGUGGUCUACAUGCUCUGGUGGUACUGUGUAACCAACUACACAAACCCAUCGGUAUUGGCUUUUGGUCAUUGGCCGCACAUGUUCACCCCGAUUGCGACCGCAUUGGCUGCCGUCAUGACACAGACUUUCCUAGGAUAUCGUAUCUAUCGUCUCUGUCGUAGCAAGAUGAUCUACGGUCUCAUUUUAGUCAUCGCCAUCCCCGCUUGCGUAUUGGGUAUAAUCACCGGUGUUCGCGCAUUAAUCAUUCAAGUGUUGGCAGGACUUCCCGUCUUAAAUAAUAUUAUCAUCGGAUGGCUCGCUAUGCAAGUCGGGUGUGACUUCUUAAUUACCGGCAUUUUGAUAUUUUUGCUUUGGCGUUCCAAAACUGGCUUCCGGAAGACUGAUAGUGUAGUUAAUCGUCUAAUGCGUGGCGCAGUUCAGACAGGUCUCUUUGCCGGUAUAUUCUCCGCAGCGGACCUGGCAACGUUCCUCACUCUUCCGGAAACCAAUUUGUAUGGUAUGUUUGCUAUCCCCAUCGGUCGUAUCUACACCAAUACGUUGCUUGACACACUACUCGCUCGUGGCGAACUGCGAGAGAUCCUUGCCGGUUCUAUUGAUAUGGAUACUACUCAAGGUGGUGGACAGAGUACUGUCCAGUGGUCGAAUCGCCCACUGCAACCGCAGGGUCUACAACUGACUGAAGUGUCAGUGCAGCAAGAUGUUGUCACUUUUCACGAUGAUGCUCAUGAACAAGAGCAGAGCGGCGACGAAGCUAGUUUCAAGAAGCCAGGGUCCAUGCACAUCCCCGUCUGAGGUUGAUGACUCCUUUUGUCCCACUUUUUGCUUAAGUUGUCGUAUAUUGUCAUAUUGUUUCAUUUUGUGCUAUGGUCUGUCCAUAUCAGUUGUGCUCUCUGUGCUCUCCGCUCGCUUCUCUUUCUCAUUCUUCACCUUUGUAGUGCUUACAUCCCGAAAGACUGUAUUGUACAUAUCUUUCACGCCGGCCUGACCCAGAUCGAAUAGAUCAUAUUAGCUCGUUUAAUUUACUCGUUCAACACCGUCUGUAUCGUAAGCAACUAAGCGUCAUUGUGGUGUUCUGAUUAUAUACAUUAUUCUCUACAGUAUGUGACAUUGCU